GUCUGUGUUGGCGUAGCGAAAUGGAAUACACAUUUAAGUAAAAUCGAGCCAUUUAUGUGUAAUCACUUGCGUAGAACGAAAGUAAUUUGCAAAAAAGUGAAGUUGAUUUUUGUCUAAAAGUCUUUUUUUUUGUCAAAUUUGUGUUCCAAUUAAUUUAUUAAUAGAAAAAGUUUAUCUCAAUUUUAAUCGCAAUGUAUCAUCCACGUCUCCGUAGCAUUCAUUCACCGUUGACUCCCAUUCCGCCAAUGAGUCAACAGUCCUCAUUCGACUUUUCUCCAGCUGCAAUCAAUCGUUGCCUGGAAGCGUCGAAAAGUACAACUCCAUCCGUUUUGAAGUCACGGCGUAACUAUACUCCAAGUUUCUUAGAGCUUUCACCGCCCGAUAUAUCACCCAUUGAUUACAUUCCGAAUUCGGCUAAUCGAAUUGUAGUUUCGCCAAACUCAACCAUCGGCUCCAACAAUUCCCUCAGCAAAUGCGGUGAUCAGAUAUCGUGCGAUUUGGAUGACGAUCAGCCGGACAGUUUUAACGCUUCGAACAUCAACAAUCGUCAUUUGAAUAUCAGUUCGGUUCUAGAUGAAAUCGGAAUGAAGCAGUACAAAUCAUUGUUUGAAACAGAAGAGAUUGAUUUGAUGGCUUUCCUGCUGUUGACGGAUGGGGACCUUGAAGAGAUUGGCGUUGAGGAUACAUGUCAUCGUGAGCUCUUCACUGGCGCCAUUGAAAAGUUAAAUAGCAUGCUCAAUUAAACUUAUACCGUCACUUUUAUUGAUUUUAUUUACUUUGGAGGGUUCACUUUACCUUGUAUUAUUAUAGACGAAGGCUGUGCCUGAUGCAAUUUUUUUUAUGUCUAAUUAAAGGCUUUCGAUUUUA
This is a messenger RNA of Bradysia coprophila, 867 nucleotides long. RefSeq lists its product as uncharacterized. Gene Ontology annotation, molecular function: protein binding. NCBI's taxonomy places the organism in Eukaryota, Metazoa, Arthropoda, Insecta, Diptera, Sciaridae. The record is from RefSeq and is a predicted model, not a curated record.